AUGCUGAAUGGAACAAUGUACAAGGACUACAUUCCAUAUUCACAUGUAGCAACUACAGCGAACAGCCAAGUGUUUCUUGCUACUAAGGUCAAUGACUCCUCAUUUAAAACUUACAUAAUGAAAAUAGUUCAGAGAACCCACAGAAAUCCAAAGGCUAUCAGUAACUUAGAAGGAGAGAUCAGAAUUAUGCAGAAAAUUGAUCAUCCAAGUAUUAUCAAACUCCUAGAUGUAAUUUAUGAUCAGGAUGAAGUUACAUUAGUUAUUGAAUAUGGUGAAAAUGGAGAUCUUGUUAAGUAUCUCAAUGAGAAGGGUGUAAUCGAUCUCAAUACUACUCUCAGCAUUAUGCGAGAUAUCUUUGACGCAAUUGCAUACCUUCAUGCAAGAAACAUCGCUCACAGGGACAUCAAGCUGGAAAAUAUUGUGAUUACAGCUGAAGGUAAACCAAAACUUAUUGAUUUGGGACUUUCCAAAGAAUAUAUCAAUAAUGAAAAUCCAAAUAAUGAACCUCUCCAAGAACGAUCAGGCAAAAUACUCAAAACUACAUUCUGUGGCACAUAUGAAUACAUGGCCCCCGAAUUAUUUGAAAAGCAUGUUUUCUAUGAUCCAUUUGCAGCUGAUGUUUGGGCAGCUGGAAUGUGCCUAUAUGUUCUUUAUAAUGGUUUCUUCCCUUGGGUUGACUCAGAGUUCGGUGCACUUGAUCAAAUCAGAAGAACCAAGAUUUCAAUUCCGAAGACAUGGCCGGCAAUAAUUAGAAGAGUCGUUUCCAUGUCAUUAGAAAUUGACCCAUGCAAAAGAGCAAAAGCCAAAGAUAUUCUAAAUGAAAUGGAUAACUUCAUGAACAACAAAGAAAUUCCAAUGCCGAAGUUAUUCAGCAAUGAAGUUUGCAAAUCAUCACCUGCAGUUCUUCAGCAGAAAUCCAAAGCUUCCCCAAUUAGAAAGAGAAAGAUCAUUGUACCAAACAUUCUCAAAAUGAUGCCACCUAAGUACUCUGAUUCAAAGGGCAAUGAUUCUAUUCUUUGUAUAAUGAAAUAA
Molecule: messenger RNA, 1032 nt
Organism: Trichomonas vaginalis G3
Lineage: Eukaryota; Parabasalia; Trichomonadida; Trichomonadidae
Product: protein serine/threonine kinase protein
Exons: 1
Coding region: 1-1032 (343 amino acids)
Biological process (GO): mitotic DNA damage checkpoint signaling; protein phosphorylation
Cellular component (GO): nucleus
Molecular function (GO): protein serine/threonine kinase activity; ATP binding
Source: RefSeq, a predicted model, not a curated record